Nanorana parkeri is the source of this 905-nucleotide messenger RNA. It is a transcript of the gene TRH, whose product is annotated as thyrotropin releasing hormone. Gene Ontology annotation, cellular component: extracellular region. Gene Ontology annotation, molecular function: thyrotropin-releasing hormone activity. The transcript is spliced from 3 exons. NCBI's taxonomy places the organism in Eukaryota, Metazoa, Chordata, Amphibia, Anura, Dicroglossidae. Bases 104 to 841 code for a protein of 245 amino acids. Gene Ontology annotation, biological process: hormone-mediated signaling pathway. The record is from RefSeq and is a predicted model, not a curated record.
UAGCACAGAGGAGCCAGCAUAGCCACCACUUCUGACAGCCUGUCCCUGACUACUGGAGCCAACUGACUGGAGAGAGGAGAAGAGCCCACGCUGCACAGUCGCAAUGACGCCCACUUGGUGGCUGCUACUUUUAGGAGCUGCUUUGCCGCAUAUGGCGGUGGCGCAGGAGCAGCCUUUGCCUGAUGAUGAGGACUCAUUGGCAGAUGAAGGUGGAGAUCCUAGCAGUACACUGAAGAGAGCACAGGGGGCGCUAAUCCGCAGUAUUCUCCGGAGGAUUGAAGAGGAACAGGCUGAGAAAGACUCCGACUCUCCCGCCCUGGACUGGAUCUCCAAACGCCAACACCCAGGGAAAAGGCUCCUCGAGGAGGUCGAGAAGAGGCAACACCCAGGCAAACGAGAGGAAGGGGACUGGUAUCUGGAGCUGCCCAAGAGACAACAUCCCGGAAGGAGGUCCCCCUUUGGAGACCAGCUGCUCGACAACUCAAACCCUCCUUUGGGCCUCAUGACUGACGUCUCCAAGAGGCAGCACCCCGGCAAACGCGGACUGGCCUACGCCAAGCGCCAACAUCCAGGCAAGAGGGGUUGGGAUGAGGAGGAAGAUAUGGAUUUUGGAGACUUCCAAGAGGUUGACAAACGCCAACACCCAGGUAAGAGGUACCUAGAGCCCGAGAACUUUGACUAUGUGCCACCAUGUGAAGGACCAGACCCGUUCAACUGCAGCAAAGGAAGCCUUUUGUUGGAGCUUCUAGAUAACGUCAACAGGGGCCGACAGGAGGAAAAGCGGCAGCAUCCCGGACGGAGGUCAACUUGGGAAGCAGAGGUCCCCGUAGCUCAGGAAUGACUUCCCCUCCAGUCCUCCGAAACCGUCAAAGAACACACCUCUAACGACCCCCCCCUUCACUACA